This is a messenger RNA of Drosophila busckii, 5188 nucleotides long. It is a transcript of the gene GlyT, whose product is annotated as mucin-12. The transcript has 11 exons. NCBI's taxonomy places the organism in Eukaryota, Metazoa, Arthropoda, Insecta, Diptera, Drosophilidae. Gene Ontology annotation, biological process: sodium ion transmembrane transport. Gene Ontology annotation, cellular component: membrane. The record is from RefSeq and is a predicted model, not a curated record.
UUUAGACGCUACAGCUUUAAACUGUAGCAAAUUAUUAUUUUACCUAUACUAGCACAACUUUUAACAACUAACUUUUGACACACAGACACAGUUACAAGUGCAAAAAAACAAAAAAGAAAUUAAAACAUUUAACAAAGUUGUUCACUGCAGUUCAAUUAACGCCACACGGAAUUAGCCAUAAAAUUAUUGACAGUGGCCAUGUUUUGAGCACGCAGCUGAACAGUUUGAAUUUAUAAAAUGGACAAGAAAUCAAAAACAAAAUCAAAAACGAAAUCACUCAAGCCAAAUAAAGAAUCGAGCACACAGCUGGAAGUCGAUUCGUGGGAGCAAAAUGAGGAACUAUUGAUCAGCUGCGACAAGGAGCGUCGUGGACGCAAGUCGCCGCAGACAGCUGGUGCUGGCGCAGUUAUUUGUCCCGGUAAUGCAUCCGCAAAGGCAGCAGCAACAGCCAGCAAGGACUCCACCGUGAAGGCAACCACUGCGCCGCAGCUGAGCACAACGCCUACGGCCAUUAGCAUUGCGGGCUGCGCCUCGGGCACAGCCUUAGUUACGCUCGAUGAUGUGUUAGCCACUGAGGCAACAGAGCCGGAGCGUGGCAAUUGGACGGGACGUUUCGAUUUUUUGCUCUCGCUGCUGGGCUACUCUGUUGGCCUUGGCAAUGUGUGGCGCUUUCCUUAUCUCUGCUACAACAAUGGCGGCGGUGCAUUUCUCAUACCCUUUACGAUAAUGCUGAUUAUAGCAGGCUUGCCACUAAUGUUCAUGGAAUUAUCUUUUGGACAGUAUGCUGCGCUGGGUCCUGUGGCCGUGUAUCGUCGCUUUUGUCCGCUUUUCCGCGGAUUAGGCACUGGCAUGGUGCUUGUCUCCGCCAUUGUUAUGCUCUACUACAAUCUUAUCAUUGCCUGGACCAUCUUCUAUAUGUUUGCUUCGUUUCGCACGCAACUACCUUGGCAAAACUGCGAGCCCGAGUGGAGCACUGAGCAUUGCUUCUCCUAUGCCAUGGCCGAUCAGUGCGACGCCGUCAAUGGCACAUACUAUUUACGCAACUGUUAUAACGCCACCUAUGCGGAUGAGCACAACAUCACCGGAUUGGCUUUACAUGCGCUCAAGCGUCCACCUGCUGAGGAGUAUUUCAACAACUUUGUGCUUGGCUUGUCUUCGGGAAUUGAGGAAACCGGCAGCAUUAAAUACAGCUUGGCCGCUUGUUUAUUAAUUGCCUGGAUUAUAGUCUUUCUCUGCCUGUGCAAGGGUGUCCAGUCCUCGGGCAAGGUGGUCUACUUUACAGCGCUCUUUCCGUAUCUGGUUCUGGUCAUACUAUUCUUUCGUGGUGUCACGCUACCCGGUGCCAGCACAGGCAUAUUGUUUUACCUAUCGCCCGACUGGGCUCAGCUUGCUAAUGCGCAGGUCUGGGGUGAUGCUGCCGUGCAGAUAUUCUUUGCAUUGAGCCCCGCCUGGGGCGGUCUCAUUACGCUGUCCUCCUACAACAAGUUCUCCAACAAUUGCUACAAGGACUCGCUUAUUGUGGCCUUUUGCAACAUAGCCACAUCCUUUUUUGCCGGCCUGGUCAUCUUUUCGAUAAUUGGCUUUCUCGCUCACGAACUGGAGGUGGAGGUGGAAAAGGUUGUGGAUCAGGGCGCAGGUCUGGCUUUUAUUGUCUACCCGGAGGUCGUCACACGUUUGCCCAUUUCACCCGUCUGGUCGGUGCUGUUCUUUGUCAUGUUGCUCACUCUAGGCCUAGACUCGCAAUUUGCUCUAAUGGAGACCGUUACUACAGCCAUAUUGGAUAAGUUUCCCAACUUGCGACAAUUCAAAGUUUGGGUCGUGCUCUUUGUUGCCGUAUUUGGUUAUGUAGGCGGCCUGGGAUUCACCACCAAUAGUGGCAUGUAUUGGCUGCAGCUGAUGGAUAAAUAUGCUGCCAAUUGGUCUGUGCUGCUUAUAGCUAUAUCGGAGUGUGUUUUAAUUGCCUGGAUCUAUGGCUCACAGCGUUUCCUCAACGAUAUACAAGGCAUGAUAGGCAAGCGGUCGCGCUGCUGGAAUAUUUUCUGGAGCACCAUGUGGCGCUAUAUAACGCCAGCUACGCUGCUGUUUAUUUUGUUCUUCAAUUGGGUGGAGUACAAGCCAGCGCAGUAUGGUCAUUAUGUAUAUCCCUUGUGGGCAGAUACAGUGGGCUGGUUCAUUGGCUUAUUGCCUGUGCUCAUUAUAUUCUUGGUGGGUCUGCAGCAGUUCUGCAAAGCAUCAAAGCAGCUUACGAUCAAGGAGCGGUUCAAGCAUUUGCUGAAACCCACUGCAGAGUGGGGGCCAGCUGGACGACCUUGUGUCAAUUUGCAUGCCGAACGCUAUCAGAGCCAGAACUACGAUGGUGUGACUAAUACGCAAAUACUCAUAAGCAGCGCACCUAUAGAAGACGGAAUAUACGAGGAGACUAUUAACGACAGUGGCAAUGGCAAUGCCAACGGCAACGAGAACGGCUAUCGUGACGAUGCUAUGCAGCUCUGAGAGCGAGUUUAUGCUGGCUCGUCACCGUUAGCCAGCGUUGACGUUGACGUGCUGCCCAUGACGGUGGGCAAGGUGCCGGGUCCGAGCAUAUUGAAAACAUCGUCGCGUCACAGCAGCAACAGCAAUAAGCCGCAACAAACCGAAAAUGGCCGCCACAAGGCAACUGCAGAUGUAAAUGGCAGCAAGCAGCCGAUGGAAAACGCACAAACUGCCAAUAACAAGAAUGUGCAAGCAGCAACUGUUGCUAGCAACACAACAACAGUGUUGUCCACAGGUACAUUGAACAGCGGACGUGAACGCAAUACUAUGAGUACAUUUGCAGCAGAUGCUGCUGCUGUGGGGGGAACAGGCGCAGCAGCAAAGCUAAUGACACCCACGACGACAUCUGCUGUCAGCGCCACAGAAGCUGAAAAGACAACAACAACAGCAAGCGCAACUGGCAAAAUUGCUGCUGUGCCAGCUGGCUCAGCGCCAAGCACAAUUUUAUCCACUUUCAUACCAGCCGAAAGGCAAGGAACAACAUCAAUUGCUGCCAAUAACAACAAGAUUGCAACCACAGUCGCAGCAACAGCUGCAAAUUUAAGUGGAUCUGCAACUGCCACAACUGCAGCAAAUCAAAAAUCUGUGCCCAGUGCAACUGUCGCCAAGCCAGUGACAACCAUUGCUGCUGCUAAAACUGCAACAACAUCAGCUACUGCCGACAAAUCACAAGCAUCGUCCACUAAGGUAGCGACAACAAUAGCCCAAACAACAAGCGGCAUUGCCGGUAAAGCAACAGCGUCAAUGCCGGCAACAACUGUUGCUGCAACUACAGCUAAACAGCCAACAGCAACAGUUGCUGGCAAGGCGACAAAACCAACUGCCAUAGCAAUUACAACUGUGACCAGCAACACUCCGAAGCCAGCAACAGUAGCAACUACAACUGCUGCUAGCAGCACAAAAUUAGCAACAACUUCGCCAACGAAAGCAGGCAGCAAUAUAAAAAAGCAAACAUCAGCAGCAACUGUUGCUAGCAACAUGACUGAAAGAAUAAUAACAAAAACAUCCACCGUCGCUGUUGCCUGCAACAUGUCCGAUCCUAGAACGGCCCCCACAACAAUUGCAACAAUCGUGAGCUAUAUUGAAAAACCAACAACAACAACAGCUGCUACCACAAAAGCAAUAACCACUGCAGCAACAACGGUUGCUGCCACAAAAGCAACAACUACAGCAGCACCAACAGCCAAAUCACCAACAAAGAGCUUAGCAAGCAAACCCUCUACUAGCAGCGCAGCAGCAACAAAGUCUGCAGCUAUAACAGCAGCAGCCACUUCGAAGCCCAACAUACCGACAACAGCAGCAUCAACUGCAAAGGCAGCGACAACAGCAGAAGAAACUUCAAAGCCUAACAUGACGGCAACAGCAGCAGCCACUUCAAAGGUGAACAUAACGGCAAAAGCAGUAGCAACGGCAAAUGCACCGACAACAGUAGAAGAAACUUCAACUAACUUCACGGCAACUACAUCAACGUCGAAGGCCAACACAGCAACAGCAACUCUUAAAGCUAACAUUACUGCAACAGCAGCAGCUCCAAACGCCAACACACCGACAACAACAGCAGCCACUUCGAAGGUCAGCGUAACAGCAACAGCAGCAGCAACUGCAAAACCCAGCAUGCCGGCAACAACAGCAGCAGCAACUCUAAAGGCCAACACACCGACAACAGUAGAAGAAACUUCAAAGUCUAACUUUACAGCAACUGCAUCAACUUCGAAAGCCAACACACCGACAACGGUUACAGCAACUCUAAAAACUAGCAUUACGGUAACAGCAGCAACAGCUCAAAAAGCCAACACACCGACAACAGCAGCAGCAGCAGCAGCUUCAAAACCCAACACACCGACAACAGCAGCAGCCACUUCGAAGCCCAACACACCGACAACAGCAGCAGCCACUUCGAAGCCCAACCUAACGACAACAGCAUCAAUGUCAUCAAAGCCAACUGCCAACAGCAACAUGUCGCCCAAGAGCACCAAAGCCACAGCAACAAAGCCAACAACUACUAGUCCAACAAAAUCAAGUGGCAAGUCCCAAAAAACAAUAACUACAUCAACAACAAGCGGUAGUAGUAGUGCUACAACCAGCAAGGCAGCUGUAGUGGCAAAUAAAACGAAGCCAGCUGCAGUACAUAAGAAAUAAAUUUAAAAAAUAAAACAAAUAUAUUUUCUAAGUGACUAUGUGUAAAGAAAUCGAGCUCUAUUGCUGUUAAGUGUAAAGUCUAACAAAAAAAUAAUAUUUUUAAGCAAGGUAUUAACAAGACGUACGUGUUUUAAUAUAAAUGUUAUACGCCUAGCUGUUGAUAUAUGGUACUAGUUAUAUUACAAAUAUACAUUUUAUAGAUAUUUAUUUUUAUGGAUUAAUUUUACUUUUGAGACGAAAUGCAAAUUCAGCCAACAUAAAUUGUUUCCUACAAGCGGACGGACUUUGUCCAGCACCUACAACUACUUACAAAAAGCGUUUCCUAGCAAUAGAGCAAACAGUAUUCACCGAUUGUAUAUACACAUACACUAUAGUUCCUUUUGUAACUGAUUUAUGGAGUGAUUUGUUUGUUGAGAGACUCAUUGUCAUAACCGAAAAGUUAACGUAGUUAUUAGCCUAUAUAUAUAUAUAUAUAUGUUUGAUUUGUAUAUUUGUCAGACAUACCUACAUACGUAUA